Dendroctonus ponderosae (mountain pine beetle) is the source of this 668-nucleotide messenger RNA. RefSeq names its product esterase AGAP003155. Lineage: Eukaryota; Metazoa; Arthropoda; Insecta; Coleoptera; Curculionidae. The record is from RefSeq and is a predicted model, not a curated record. Gene Ontology annotation, biological process: response to retinoic acid. Gene Ontology annotation, cellular component: cytoplasm; nucleus.
AUCUUUUAAGAGCAACAGCAGACUACAAGGUUGCUUGACCAGUUUUCAAGUUUUUAUUAGUUUGUUGUUUGUUAAAACCAUGUCUGUGCCCCAUAUUGUUGAGAAAACAUGCUGCACUCCUGAGACAAUAGCAGAAAAGCUUAAGGUUUUAUGUUUACAUGGGUACCGACAGAAUGGCGAUGUCUUCCGAGCAAAAACCGGUUCAUUCCGUAAAAUAGUACACAAGUGGGCCCAAUUCACCUACAUUACAGCACCGCAUAAAGUAAUAUUAGUAGAUAAUCUGGAUGCCCUAAGCGACCCUGACAUUGGACAGUCGAAGGAUGAAGAACAGUAUGGUUGGUUUUUCAAUCGAGAUGAUAAAACGUAUAGGGGAAUUCGUGAAGGAGGUCCAGCAAUUGGCUUUGAGGAGUCUGUAGAUCUCGUUGAAGACAUUUUCGAGAAAGAAGGGCCAUUUGAUGGGGUUUUGGGCUUUUCCCAAGGAGCCUGCUUUUUGGGACUGUUAUGCGACUUGCAACACAGAGGAUUAACUAAAAAUAUUAAAUUUAAUUUUGCAAUCAUGGCAAGUGGGUUUAAAUCUCAAUGUUGGCCCCAUCUGAAAUACUAUUCUGACAGGAUGAGUUUGCCAAGCUUACAUAUAUUUGGGGAAACGGAUAAGGUUAUUCCAACAG